AACACUGUCUCUGCUGACCUGUAGGCGGCAGUAAUGAGCCGCCACGCGUCCAGGCUGCCGGAAGGAGACAAGAGGAACUUCCGGGUGUUCAGGUGACAGGUGGAUGUUGUUUUGCUGCGGGUCAAAUCAAUCAGGGACGAAUAUAACUCCUUUAAAUCAUUUCUCCCGUUAUUUUACCGGGACGUGAAUGUGUUCAGUUGCAUCUGUGAUAUCCGUCCACCGGAUCUCAGCCACGGUCCUCCCGCAGUUUGUCCCCGCACCGACCCUCUGAUGGCCUCCAGGCGGCCGGACAGCUUCGACGGGCUCGGCUCCCGCGGCCGCGACGACCCGCUGUACGGAGCGAGCUACCCGGUCAGAAGCGCCGGAGGCCCCGCGGAGCUGCAGCACCACCACUGGGUCACCACGCCGCCGGACAUCCCCGGCAGCCGCAACCUGCACCACGGAGAGCGCACACCUCACUACGACGAGCCGCUGGGAGAGCCCGGAGGUCCCGCAGCCGGCUGGGACGCUCCGCAGCCAGGUGUACCGCCUGCCGAGCAGCUGAAUCGGUUCGCAGGCUUUGGAAUCGGACUCGUCAGUCUGUUCACAGAGAACGUCCUCGCUCACCCCUGUAUCGUCUUCCGCAGACAGUGUCAGGUGAACUACCACGCCCGCUGUUACCACCUGACUCCGUUCAGCGCUGUCGCCGUCAUGUACAGCAUCACCAAGGCUCAGGGUCCGAAGGCUCUGUGGAAGGGGAUGGGCAGCACCUUCAUCGUUCACGGCAUCACGCUGGGCGCCGAGGGCAUCAUCAGCGAGUUCACACCGUUACCACGGGAGCUUCCUCACAGGUGGAGCUGGAAACAGCUGGCUGGACAUUUACUGCUUAAAGGGUUGACAGCUGUGGUGGCUCUUCCGUUUUACUGCGCCAGCCUCAUCGAGACCGUCCAGAGCGAGAUCGUCCGCGACGACGCGUCGGCCGGUCUGCUGGAUUGCGUCCGUGAGGGUUUGACUCGGCUGUUGGGCGUCGGCGCUCCUCACAGCCGUCGCCUGCUUCCUCUCAGCUCUCUGCUGCUUCCCGCCGCGCUGCACGCCGUGCUGCGAUACGCCAUCGCCACCUCCGUCCAGCGGGCGGCGCUGUGGCUGCACCAGCGGGGCAGGAAGCAACGGGCGGACGCGUCCAACCCGCUGGAUGCCUACUUCCCUGAGCUGGCGGCGGCGUGGGCGGGGUCUCUGGUGGCUGACGUCGUGCUGUUUCCUCUGGAGACGGCGCUGCACCGCCUCGGCCUACAGGGCACGCGCACCAUCAUCGACGCCACCGACGGCAUGGUCGCCGCGGGAAACGGCGGCAGCCCACUGGUCCUGCCCGUCAACUCGCAGUACGACGGCUUCUCCGAAUGCCUCCACGCCAUCCGCCGCAAGGAGGGCGUGGGCGGGUUUUACCGCGGCUUCGGAGCGCUGGCGGCGCAGUACGCGCUGCACGGGGCGCUGCUGGCCGCGGCCAGGACUCUGCUGAGGCUGCUGCUGCUGGAGGGCAGGGCCAGCUAGAGGCGUUACCAUGGAGAUGCAGCAUCACUUCCUGUACAGAGGUCAGCUGUCGCCACAUCUCAUCCAUCGAUUCUUUUCCGCCGAGUACGAUUAUUGCUGUCACCAUGACGACAAAACGCUUCUCGCUUUCCUUUUAAACAGAUGAAGUGAAGUUUUGUUUUGUCGUGGCGGCCGAGUGCGACGCCAAAAUAAUAAUAAUGAGGUUAGAAACAGGAAACGCUUUUAAUUUGUCCAAACAGUCGAACUCUAAAUAAAAACACAAAUCAAACUUCAGAGACGUCGUUCUGUCACUUUAAUGAAGUGAUCAUGUGACUGUUCACGUUUACAGGACUUCACACACAAACACGCUGACAGCUGCUUAGCAACCACCCGUUACCUAACGACAACAUCACAGAAAACACCUAGCAACCACUUAGCAACGCCAUAGCAACCAACUGAAAUCCCCUUGCAAGCACUUGGUGCUGACCUAGCAACCACCUGUAGUUGACAUAGCAACCACCUGUAGUUGACAUAGCAACCACCUGUAGUUGACCUAGCAGCCUCCCAAAAUUACAUAACAACCAACAGGAACACCCUAACAACCACCUGUUCCCAUCCUAGCAACUGUCAAGAACGCCAUAGCAACCAAAGAGCAGCCACUUCGUGCUGCCAUAGCAACCAGUGGAAAAGCUCUAGCAACUGCGAGGAACCGACUCACACUUCAACUCCUUUCAGUUCUUAUAGUUCGGCUGGUGUCAGAGCGUAGACGUUAACUGAUGUUUCACCUGAAACACCUCAACUCCUUUCAGUGCUAACAUGUUGUUCAUUUCUUUAAUCCUUCCGUCCUUUACACUUUUGCCAGCAAUCGCACCAAAUUUUCUUUAGCAGAAAGCUCCAGGUCAUGUGUAGCCUAGCUUAGCACAAAGACUGGAAGCAGGGGGAAACUGUUAGCCUAGCUUAGCACAAAGACUGGAAGCAGGGGGAAACUGUUAGCUCCAUCUAAACCGAAACACCACCAGGUCGGAUUUAUGAGUUGCCUCUAAAAGGCGUCGCUUCCCGCCUUCAAACUAAAAGCUGUUGCGGUCGUGUGUUGCCAUGGAAACGUAGUGUCACUUCCUUUUCCAGCAUAAAAGCAUGAACUCGUGAACCUGUGUGAAAAAUAAAAGGUUUGUGUUUAAAUACUAACAGCUUAUUGGUCGCCUACAGUCCAGCUGCUGCAGAUCGAUCGGUGCGUGCAGAUCGAUCGGUGUGUGCAGAUUGAUCGGUGUGCGUGCAGAUUGAUCGGUGUGCGUGCAGAUUGAUCGGUGCGCGCGUAUUGAUCGGUGCGUGCGUAUUGAUCGGUGAUCUGAUACACAUGAAUACCUUCAGAGAAAAGAAACAUCAGCCAACAGCGAAUUACAGAAACCACUUUUUAUUUGUACAAAGUUGUAAAAAUGAAACAAAGUUCUAUGUAUUAAAAGAAAUGUAGAGUUAGAUUAAAUUAUGUGAUUCAUAAAUAUUUAAAUCAAUAUUAAAUCAAAUGAGUUAGAAUAAAUUCAUCAGUUAAAGGCUGAAUUUGGUGAUUUGUCAAAAUAAAUGUUUGGAGAAAAGCCGAUUUUAUUCACAUCAAACUGUUGAAGACGAAAAUGUGAAAAAGAUUAAAAAGUGUGUUUUCCUUUUUUAAAUCACUGAUUCUGCACGUGUUUAUUUUGUUUUUGUUGUAAAUGUCACGUUUGCUGUCGAAAUAAAAUCUCUGAACUGAG
This is a messenger RNA of Siniperca chuatsi (mandarin fish), 3248 nucleotides long. It is a transcript of the gene slc25a46, whose product is annotated as solute carrier family 25 member 46. The transcript has 8 exons. Gene Ontology annotation, biological process: mitochondrial fission; mitochondrial membrane fission; axon development. The record is from RefSeq and is a predicted model, not a curated record. Lineage: Eukaryota; Metazoa; Chordata; Actinopteri; Centrarchiformes; Sinipercidae. The coding region runs from base 271 to 1527 and encodes 418 amino acids. Gene Ontology annotation, cellular component: mitochondrial outer membrane.